CUGCGGCGCCGCCGAUGCUGUCGGUGCCGGUGGCGGUGCCGGUGGCGGGGGCGGCGCGGGGCGCGGGCUCCCUGCCCCGCCGGCGCACCAUGUGCAGCGGCGUCGGCUGCUUCUGGGCGCUGCUCUCCGCCGGCCUCUUGGCCGCCUGCGCCGCCGCCUUCCUCUCCCCGGCCUGGCUGCUGCCGCCCGGCCGAGCCGCCGCCGGCUUCGGCUUGUUGUGGCGCUGCGCCGGGCCGCCCCGCGGCUGCCACGGCUCCGCCGGUCCCGGCGGCUUCGGAGACAUCCCCUCCGGCUCCUGGCAGACGAGCGCCGUGCUGUGCGCAGGUGGCUGUGUCCUGCUGGCCCUCAGCUCGCUGCUGGCCAUCGUCGCCGUCCUGCUGCCCAGCGGAGCCUGCGAGAGGCGAGUGUGCACCCUGGCUGGCUACAUGCAGACAGCAGCAGUGUUCAUAAUGGCUUCUGGGCUUUUGGUUUACCCUUUUGGUUUCAACUCUGCUACUGUGAAGAGAUUCUGUGAGAAUUCAGACAUCUACUAUGCAGGAGACUGCCAGAUUGGAUGGGGGUAUAUGCUGGCAAUUGUUGGGGUCAUGCUGUCUGUCUUUUUACCAUUCUUUGCAAAAUAUGCACCAAAAGAGCACAUAUCUCCAACUCCAAUACCUACUAUUUUAUAGUAUUUUAUUACUGUAUAAGAACAGAACAUUCCUGUCUACAGGCAAUGGGCAAAAAUUAUUAUAGCACUUCCAUUUAGCUGUAUUGCUAAAAAGAAGGGGAAAAAAAAAAAAAGGAGAUGGGAGAGAAGGUCAGAUCCACAAAGACCAAAA
Molecule: messenger RNA, 818 nt
Organism: Cygnus olor (mute swan)
Lineage: Eukaryota; Metazoa; Chordata; Aves; Anseriformes; Anatidae
Gene: LHFPL7
Product: transmembrane protein 211
Exons: 3
Coding region: 15-668 (217 amino acids)
Cellular component (GO): membrane
Source: RefSeq, a predicted model, not a curated record